Messenger RNA from Psammomys obesus (fat sand rat), 803 nucleotides. It is a transcript of the gene Drc12, whose product is annotated as coiled-coil domain containing 153. NCBI's taxonomy places the organism in Eukaryota, Metazoa, Chordata, Mammalia, Rodentia, Muridae. The transcript is spliced from 7 exons. Bases 198 to 803 code for a protein of 201 amino acids. The record is from RefSeq and is a predicted model, not a curated record.
AGACACCACACAAGCAAGAAAAGGUCCUGCAGCUCUGCCUAAGGUUCCCAGACCAAGAUGUGAAGCUUCCAAAAAGUGUAAAUACACUGUGAGACUAGAAUCCUGAUGCACCUGAAACCCCCAGCUCAGUGUAGGAGUCAGGAAAGAAUGUCCCUCUGCAGACCCACAUAGGUCUUCCUUCUGCCAGGACAGCAAGGAUGCCACCUAAAACCAAAGGAAAGGGAAGAAAAACUGGGGCACAGAAGAAGAAGAAUUUGAGUCCUGGUGCGGAGGCUGAGGCCAAGCACAGGCUGGUGCUGCUUGAGAAGGAGCUGCUUCAGGACCACCUGGCUCUACAGAGGGAGGAGGCUCGCCGAGCCAAGGCUUCUGAAGACAGGCUUAAGCAGAGGUUACAGGGCCUGGAAGCGGAACUGGAAAAAGCCCAGAGUGAAGGAAAGGCUGUAUAUGCAGAGCUGAGCCGCCAGCAUCGAGCCCUGCGAGAGGAGCUGGGGACCCGAAGCAAGCAGCUGGAAGAGGAAGUGAGAGGUCUACGGCAGCAGCUGGAAACGUGCCAAAGGGAAGCUAAGACAGCAAAGGAGGAGGCUGAGCAAGCCCUCAGAGAACAAGAUGGAACCCUGGCUCAGCUUCGUGCCCAUGUGGCAGACAUGGAGGCCAAAUAUGAGGAAGUCUUGCAUGACACCCUGGACUGUCUCUUGGCCAAGCUGAGAGUGGUCAAGCCUCAGUGGGAUGCUGCUGUGCUGAAACUCCAUGCCAGGCACAAGGAGCAGCUGCGUCACUUUGGUCUCAACCCCCUGGAUCUUUGA